UGUUCUAGAAAUGCGGAAGAAAUCCAGAAGUUUUUAGAAUGAUAUCAAACCGGAAAGAAUGAAGGGAAUGAGAACAGAAUAUUCUGGAACGUCCCAUACUAUCCUUUCACUUCGUAUAAAUAUUAUUGGAUCAGUUCCUCAGACACCAUCAUCAAACAAAAAGAGAGUUACCUGAGUACGAUCACGCUACAGCCUGUGUGAAGAUUCAAAUCUCUGCCCAAGUAUUAUAAUCGUAAGAAUGUCGCUAAUUCCAAGUUUGUUCGGUGGACGAAGGAGCAACGUCUAUGAUCCAUUCUCUCUGGAUGUGUGGGAUCCCUUCAAGGAUUUUCCUUUCCCUGAAUCUGGUCGAGAAAAUUCUGCAUUUGUGAGCACACGUGUGGACUGGAAGGAGACGCCAGAGGCACACGUGUUCAAGGCUGAGAUUCCAGGACUGAAGAAGGAGGAAGUGAAGGUUGAGAUAGAAGAUGAUAAGGUUCUUCAGAUAAGCGGUGAGAGAAACGUUGAGAAGGAAGAUAAGAACGAUACGUGGCAUCGUGUGGAGCGUAGCAGUGGGAAGUUCUUGAGGAGGUUCAGAUUGCCUGAGAAUGCAAAAAUGGAUGAAGUGAAGGCUUCUAUGGAGAAUGGUGUUCUUACUGUUACUGUUCCCAAGGAAGAUGUUAAGAAGUCUGAAGUCAAGGCCAUUCAAAUUUCUGGUUAAGCUUAAUUAGUUACUUCCUUCAAAAUCAGUGUUAUGUUUUGUAUGGAUUUUGGGUGUGAUUGAUGUUACAGAAAGAUGGUGUAAAAUACAAGUAAUGGUUGCUGAGGAAUAAAAUUUCAUUUUGAUAA
Vigna angularis (adzuki bean) is the source of this 825-nucleotide messenger RNA. Its product is annotated as 18.5 kDa class I heat shock protein. The record is from RefSeq and is a predicted model, not a curated record. The transcript has a single exon. The coding region runs from base 239 to 697 and encodes 152 amino acids. Gene Ontology annotation, biological process: response to hydrogen peroxide; response to heat; protein folding. Lineage: Eukaryota; Viridiplantae; Streptophyta; Magnoliopsida; Fabales; Fabaceae.